GUAGAACUACCACUAAACAUUAUUAAUCUAGUCAAAGAAUUCUAGGUCGAUAAUUUUCGGUAAUAAUCAUAAAAAGACGUCAAUUUUCCAAGCUGAGACAAUACCCACAUGUAAAAGAAUUGCAAUAAUUGUAUUUCUUUAUGUUGGAAAGAUUGCAAUAAUAGUGUUUGGAGGCAUAUAUGUGACACUAUUAAUUAAUGAAAGCAGGCACCACCGCGGGAAUUACGCGUACAUCUGUUGAUGAAUUUUCCGUCUAUUUCUAGUCUCUUCUGCUCCACCUCACGAUCACCAUUUUUAUGCAACUUCGUCGCACACAAUUUCACCUCGCACAAACAGCUUCAUUGUAGCUUGCUUCUUCCCAAUAUUUGGAACUUCUCAACCUGGCCUCAAUUUUUUCAUGUGAAUCUCUACGGAAAGGAGGUUGGUGGAGGUUCCAAAUAUGCAUUGCCUUGUUUGAUUGAUCACUCUGGACAACCUUUCCUAUAUAUUUGAGUUGUGUUGGUUUUUGGAAAGGUUGGAAGCAAGAAAAGCAGGUUGUGUAGCUCUGUUUAUCCGGUUUUGGGGUUUAUGGAUUUGGAAGUUGCCAGUUGAUUAUGGCUAAUCCGAUGUGAAAUUCUGUGUAUUUUUGUGUGGGAGGGGGAGAUGUGAGUGUUCUGGUUGAGUAUACAAUUGCAGCUUUGCCCGAAUACGAAGAGAGGAGGCGACUCGCGGUAAUUUUAGGCUUUGCCGAAAUCGGUUUGAGGUUUUUGAAGUGAGGUUUUGAUCUGAGGAAUGGCUUCUCUUAAUUGCUUUUGCCCUUCUUGGAAGAAGAAGAGGAAUAAGGGAGGGAAACUACGGCGCGUUGAGCUAUCCGAUAAGGAGAAGAAUGUGAAUGCUUUGCACGUGAAGCUCGAUCAUGUCCAGACAUCUUCAGAAAUGGCCGAGUUGAGAUCAACAUCUUUUAGUGUUCCCGUUCCUUUCCGUGUCACGGGGAGUUCUAGGUGCAGUGUUAAGGUGAUGAAUCACGAGAGCCCCGUUGCACUUGAUUCCGGUGAGGUGAACUAUGAAGGGGGAGACGAGCACGAUGGGGCUUCCCGACUGGAGAGGCAUUCUGAAUUCAAUUUCCAAGCAUAUUCUGGAAAUCCAAACGAAGAAAAAGGCCGAGAUGCUCAAGGUACUAAGAGCUCCAGCUCCUUGGAUAUAAACCAUGCUGAAUUUAACUUUCAAGCGUGUGUUGAACGUCCCAACGAAGAAAAAGGGCGAGCUCUACGAGAAGUGAAUUCUUCCUGCUCUUUGAAUAUUGAUGACGAUGUUGAACACAGUAACACGGAAGCAAUGUUCGAGAUGGAUGCCAGCGGACACCUAAGUGAUCCGGGGACCGGGAAAGCUAGGUUUUGGGCUUCUCCUGAGCUCAAGCGCUCGUGCUCUAGUUUGGCAAUAAGAAGCGUCUCUCUAGAGCUGGACAAGUGUAAAUCCUACGAGGAUAUGCAGAUGUUAGCUGAAAUGCACGCGGUAGGUAAUCUUGGAGUAGAUGGGGCAAGCCCUACUGUGUCCAUCAAGACGCGUUGCAGUGCUGACAAGGUGAUGUUGAAGAAGCAUUCCUCGAGCCAGAUUCUUCCCUCCGGGAGCCGGAAAUUGUGGUGGAAAUUGUUCCUAUGGAGUCACAGAAACUUGCAUAUAACAGCUAGUACAACAAAACCGCACCUAUCUGAAGUCGAGGGGGCUGCUCCUGUCAACCAGCGCGGUGGCUACUCAUCAGAUACAGUUGAGCCUAAGCACGCCACCGGCUUGAGAUCUCCGAGUUCAUUCACACAAGAGUCGACUGAGAGGGGCAAGCACAGCGUGGAUGACACCAAGUGGGAUGGAUUUUACGGAAACUCCAGCAUGUGGCCUCAAAAUGAGUGGCUCGCCUUCCCCCCAGACUCGUCUCCUCUAUGGAGAGUCAAUGAGUGGGUGAAAGAAGCUUCCUCGCAGCCUCCUUGCCUAGUGGACAACGAUGAGCAUGAACACGAAGAUGAUAUCCACUUCCCGUCCUCUCCUGAGAACGAUGCAUCACAGCCACGAGGCUCAUCUCAUUUGUCUCGACCUCCAGCUGCAGACACGCCAGAGGAAAUCUCACACGCCAACACUGUCAUCCGGUCCUUGACUACUAACUCGAGCGUGGCUCAUAUCACAGGCCUCGGACUUGCGGCCAUUCCCUCCAUUUCACAGUUUUCCAGCCUCCGAUCAGUCAACUUGUCUGGCAAUCUUAUAGUCCAUAUAACUCCAGGAUCUCUCCCAAAGGGUCUCCAUGUUCUUAAUUUAUCGAGGAACAAGAUAAGCACGAUCGAGGGUUUGAGGGACUUGACUCGUCUCCGUGUGCUCGAUCUCAGCUACAACCGGAUCUCCAGAAUAGGUCAAGGGUUGUCGAACUGCACUCUUGUUAAAGAGCUGUAUCUUGCAGGGAACAAGAUAAGUAUGGUGGAAGGUCUGCAUCGACUCUUGAAGCUGACGGUGCUCGACUUGAGCUUCAACAAGAUAACCACAGCCAAGGCGCUAGGCCAGCUCGUAGCCAACUACAGCUCCCUCAUAGCAGUCAAUCUGCUCGGGAAUCCGAUACAGAGCAACAUGAGCGACGACCUACUGAGGAAGACCAUCUGCAGCCUGCUCCCCAAGCUCGCCCUGCUCAACAAGCAGCCCAUAAAUCCGCAGAAGGCUCGAGAGAUUCGUGCGGACACCAAUGCUUCUAAAGCUGCACUCGGGAGCAGCAGCUGGAGCAGUCGGAGGAAAGCAGCAAGGAAGGGGGCAGCAGCAACGGGGGCUUCGUCUCGGAGAAGCAGUGCUGGCGUCAGCACCAGCCAUAAGAGCAAACACAGGUCAAAAAGCAAUUAUCGCCAGCAUUCCACUUUGAAGGACAAGGCUUAAUUUAAUUUUAAAUUUGAAGCUCUUGGCCCUUUUGAUUUGUUUGCUUGGUUUUUUAAUUUCAAGCAUUCAAAUAUGACUUUUUGUGAUCUGUAUUUUGCAUUUGAGUGUAAAUUGUAGCUGCUUCUGUAUGAUUUCCUAAAUUACAGCAACAAAACACAGUUUACAUCCUUGC
Salvia miltiorrhiza (redroot sage) is the source of this 3055-nucleotide messenger RNA. RefSeq lists its product as uncharacterized. Bases 772 to 2883 code for a protein of 703 amino acids. Gene Ontology annotation, molecular function: protein kinase binding. Gene Ontology annotation, cellular component: cytoplasm. Lineage: Eukaryota; Viridiplantae; Streptophyta; Magnoliopsida; Lamiales; Lamiaceae. The record is from RefSeq and is a predicted model, not a curated record. The transcript has 5 exons.